CAAAAAUGGAAACGUAACAACAGUGGCAUGCACUCGACACAUGAAAUGGAAAUAGGCAUGCUUAGCCAAUAUGGUCCAGAUCCACAGUGUGACAACCAAAUGUUUGCAAAAAGAAUAAUGGAUCCUUCUGCAAGCAAUCAAAAUGAUGUGUCUAAGAAGCUUAAAUUCGGGUCAGUUACAUGCCCAGGAUUAAACUCAGCUGUGGUUGAGGAGAUCUUACUGAAUCUGCCUGCAGAGGAUGUGGUAUUAAAGUGUCGUUUAGUAUGUCGUGAAUGGAAGGAGCUGGUGGACUCACAGGCACACUGGAGAGAGCGCUGCCGGAGAGAGGGGAUCGAGCCCUGCCGGAGAGAGGGGAUCGAGCCCUGCAAUGCGUCCAGACCUCCGACAAAAUUGUGUCUGUUUUACUUUAUGACUAAGAAAAGACGUAACUUACUAAAAAAUACCAGAGCUGAAGAUCAUUUCAAUGGAUGGAUCCUUGUAAAGAAUGGUGGAGACGAAUGGAAAAUAGAAGAGAAUUUUGCAGCCCUUCCAAAUGACAACAAUAAGAAAUGCUUCUCCACCUCUUAUAGGUUAUGUUUAAAGCAACAGCUGAUUAAUUUAAAAAAAGAAGGUUACAGUUCUGCUAUCAUGGAUCUUCUGCAACCUGACAUCAAAAUAUCAGACUGGUACGCCCCAAGCUUUGAUUGCAGGUGUUAUUAUAAGAUCUGUGUAGAACUGCUUGAUCAGGAAAAGAAUCCCAUCAGUGUCUUUCAGCCUGAAAAAGUUUUCUUUGAACAGUGGAAUGAUCAACGAUGGUGUCAACCUCCACAGGAUAAACAUGUCGUCUUCGGACACAACGUAGGGACGAAACAGACGAAUCCACAGACCCAUCCUGCAUGAAUAAAUCAGGGGAUUUUCGCCUGAGUGAAUCUGUGAUCCGCAGACCCAGAUUCGCUAAUUUAACACCAGUUGAGUGGCUCAAACAUGGCAGACUCGUCCUGGGAUGUCAAUAAUUAUGAGAUGACACACGUCUUUAAGAAUUAUGGACCUGGAGUUCGGUUUAUCCGUUUUACUCACGGAGGAAAGGAUACAAAGUUUUGGGCAGGCUGGUAUGGAGUAUGGGUUGUAAACAGUAGUGUAGAGAUCGGUCCAGC
Paramisgurnus dabryanus is the source of this 1133-nucleotide messenger RNA. RefSeq names its product F-box only protein 44-like. Gene Ontology annotation, cellular component: cytoplasm; SCF ubiquitin ligase complex. The record is from RefSeq and is a predicted model, not a curated record. Gene Ontology annotation, molecular function: protein binding; ubiquitin protein ligase activity. Lineage: Eukaryota; Metazoa; Chordata; Actinopteri; Cypriniformes; Cobitidae. Gene Ontology annotation, biological process: ERAD pathway; glycoprotein catabolic process; SCF-dependent proteasomal ubiquitin-dependent protein catabolic process.